Molecule: messenger RNA, 2066 nt
Organism: Phragmites australis (common reed)
Lineage: Eukaryota; Viridiplantae; Streptophyta; Magnoliopsida; Poales; Poaceae
Product: eukaryotic translation initiation factor 5-like
Exons: 2
Coding region: 457-1824 (455 amino acids)
Biological process (GO): translational initiation; formation of translation preinitiation complex; formation of cytoplasmic translation initiation complex
Cellular component (GO): cytosol
Molecular function (GO): GDP-dissociation inhibitor activity; eukaryotic initiation factor eIF2 binding; translation initiation factor activity
Source: RefSeq, a predicted model, not a curated record
UUGCUUCAGCCUUGAGCGUCUCCCCCCUUCCCCCUUCCCUUAUAAAAGCCGCCCACCGACUCCUCUCCCCAAGCACUUCGCCUCGCCGCCGUUGCCCGCAACCUCUCGACCCCAUCGCACCCGAUUCGACUCGUCGCCCCCUCCAGAUCUCCGCCCGAGGUAGCAGCAUCUGUUUUGCUGCAGUCUUACAAAGUGGAGGGCUUAGGAGUUGCUGUUUCUUUUAUGUCUGAACAAUCUUCACUUUAUUUGGGAUUGCUGGGAGAAUAUUCUCGUGCGACGAGAAAAAGGCACAAGCUUUUGUUACACUGCAUGCAUCAAGAGCCCAUCUGGUUUUCUUGUUGCUCUGAGGGGUCAUUUGCUGGUGCUCAAAAUUGGCUUGGUUUUCUGCAAGGAUCAGCAGCUACUCGUGCUUCUAAAUUUUGCCACAUCUGAUAGCUGCACAAAGCUUGACUCAAGAUGGCGCUGCAAAAUAUUGGUGCAUCCAACAGGGAUGAUGCCUUCUACAGGUACAAGAUGCCCAGAAUGAUAACCAAAAUUGAAGGGCGUGGUAAUGGCAUCAAGACAAAUAUUGUGAACAUGGUCGAUAUAGCAAAAGCACUUGCCAGGCCAGCUUCCUACACGACAAAGUACUUCGGAUGUGAACUUGGGGCACAAUCGAAAUUUGAUGAGAAGACUGGAAUUUCGUUGGUUAAUGGUGCUCAUGACACUGCAAAGCUGGCUGGUCUCCUUGAGGUAUUCAUCAAGAAGUAUGUCCAAUGUUACGGAUGUGGCAACCCUGAGACUGAGAUUCUCAUCUCGAAAACCCAGAUGUUAUCACUGAAAUGUGCUGCCUGUGGCUUUGUCUCAGAUGUUGACAUGAGGGACAAGCUCACAACUUUUAUCUUGAAGAACCCACCAGAGCAGAAGAAGGGAGGAAAAGACAAAAAGGCCAUGAGAAGAGCUGAGAAGGAGCGACUAAAGGAAGGUGAGGCUGCUGAUGAGGAGAUGAAGAAACUGAAGAAAGACGCUAAGAAGAAAGGUGCAUCUUCCAAGGAUUCCACUGUGAAAGGUGCUUCAAAGAAGAAGGCUGUUGCUGCUGGUGGGUCGGAUGAGGAUCAUUCAACCUCACCAACUCGCAGUAGGGACGGUGACAAUGCAGCUGCAGAUGAGGAUGAUGGCGAUGACGAUGUGCAGUGGGAGACUGACACCUCAUUGGAGGCUGCAAAACAACGCAUGCAGGAGCAACUGAGUGCAGCAACUGCUGAGAUGGUUGUGCUGUCCACUGAGGAGCCAGAUAAGAAGAAACAGGUGCCCCACAAAGAACACACUGCUAAUGGAUCAGCAAAAGACCAAGAGAGCUCUGAUGACAAACCAACCAUCGCUACGGCCACUCCUUACGAUGAACUGGUUGGGGACAUCAAGGCUAGCUUGGGAAGUGCUGCCACACCAUCUCAGCUCAAGGGCGUGCUGGCCACCUCAACCCUGCCUCCACAGGACGUGAUGAACGCCCUCUUUGAGGCGCUCUUCAACGGUGUGGGCAAGGGAUUUGCAAAGGAGGUCUUGAAGAACAUGAAGUACCUCGCUGCUGCUGUGCCUGACGAGGGUGCCCAGACUUCGCUGGUCCAGGCUAUUGAGGUGUUCUGCGGCAAGUGCAGCCCUGAGGCCCUGAAGGAGGUCCCAGUCGUCCUGAAAGCCCUCUACGACGGAGAUGUCCUCGAGGAGGAAACCAUUGUGCAGUGGUACAAUGCGGCCGUGGGUGCUGGCAAGAACUCCCAGGUUCUGAAGAAUGCCAAGCCGUUCGUGGAGUGGCUCCAGAUCGCCGAUUCCGAGUCCGAGGAGGAGUGAGAGCCGACGCUUCGAAACUACCAUUUAAUAAGCUACGUACUAUGUCUUUUGCUUAUCAAGUGUCCUACGAGUUGUCAUGUGUCGGUUUUGUGGUGCCUGUCUCGCGUCUGUUGGUUUUCUGAUACAGUACUGUGUCCCUGUGUGGUGUCUGUUGUAUGGUACUAUUUGUGUGCUGUGACUAUUGGAUUGUGUUAUUUACUUACUCUAUAAGCUGCUAAGGUGCAUGUUUGGAGAUUGUGUUA